Aspergillus puulaauensis is the source of this 1758-nucleotide messenger RNA. RefSeq names its product SKIP/SNW domain-containing protein (gene PRP45). The record is from RefSeq and is a predicted model, not a curated record. The transcript has 3 exons. The coding region runs from base 1 to 1758 and encodes 585 amino acids. Gene Ontology annotation, cellular component: spliceosomal complex. Lineage: Eukaryota; Fungi; Ascomycota; Eurotiomycetes; Eurotiales; Aspergillaceae. Gene Ontology annotation, biological process: mRNA splicing, via spliceosome.
AUGACAUCCAUUGCGGAGGGGCUAUUUAAAACUUUACCGAAACCAAAAUACACAGGUGAAGAGGAGGAACUGCCACAACAUGGCCAACGUGGACCGCGCAUCGUCGGGCCCGGCCUCCUAGAUGAGACGCAGGUUGUUCUCCGGAGGACUGGCCCCCCUCCGUAUGGAAACCGAGCAGGAUGGCGUCCUCGAGCACCCGAAGAUUUCGGCGACGGUGGCGCGUUCCCCGAAAUUCUAGUCGCGCAGUACCCCCUAGACAUGGGCCGGAAGGGCACGCAAUCACAAUCAAACGCCCUUGCAGUACAGGUUGAUGCGGAAGGAAAGGUUAAAUACGAUGCUAUUGCGCGACGUGGACACAGCGAUGACCGAAUUGUGCAUGCUUCGUUCAAAGAUUUAAUCCCACUUCGGCAGCGGGUGGAUAUGGGCGAGGUAUCAUUAGAUAGGCCAUCAGAGGAAGAAGUCGAGGAACAGAUGGAGAAGACCAAGAACGCUCUUGCGAGUCUUGUGUCGGGUGCCGUCGCCGCGCAGAAACCUAAAAACGUGAAGGGCGGCAGUCGGGCGGAUCCUACAUUUGUGCGAUACACGCCAGCAAACCAGAUGGGUGAUACAGGUCGGAAGAAUGAUCGGAUUAUGAAGAUUGUUGAGCGCCAGCAGGACCCGAUGGAGCCCCCGAAGUUCAAGCAUAAGAAGAUCCCACGUGGGCCACCAUCGCCGCCUCCGCCGAUUAUGCACUCGCCUCCCAGAAAGCUUACGGCGGAAGAUCAGGAGGCGUGGAAGAUUCCGCCUCCAGUAUCGAACUGGAAAAAUCCUAAGGGUUAUACAGUGCCGUUGGAUAAGCGGUUGGCCGCUGAUGGGCGCGGUCUACAGGAUGUUUCGAUUAACGAUAAGUUUGCUCAGUUUGCGGAGGCUCUGUUUACAGCCGAUAGACAUGCCCGUGAGGAGGUCCGGCUCCGAGCUCAGAUGCAACAGAAGUUGGCAGAGAAGGAGAAGGCACAGAAGGAAGAUCAUCUUCGUGCCCUGGCCCAGAAAGCGCGUGAAGAGAGGACGAGAGGUGGAGAAUCUCGCACAUCUCGCUCUCCUAGCCGUGAUCGCAGUCGCAGUCGCAGUUUCUCCGAUGCUUCAGCUCGGUCCCGGUCCCGCACUCCUGACGAAGAGGAGGACGCUGCACGAGAGCGCGAGCACAUCCGUCGUGAGCGGCGACAGGAUGCAGAGCGCCAAUUGCGUCAAUCACGUAUGGGUACCGAGCGAAGGAUCCAGGCGAUGGCUCGCGAGCAGAACCGUGAUAUUUCAGAAAAGGUUGCUCUUGGUCUAGCAAAGCCAACGCAGUCGUCCGAGACUAUGUGGGAUUCUCGCCUUUUCAACCAGACUAGUGGAAUGAGCACCGGAUUCAACGAAGACAACCCCUACGACAAGCCGCUGUUUGCCGCGCAGGACGCUAUCAACAGCAUCUACCGACCCAAGCCUCAGGCUGACUUCGAGGACGAGGCUGAUGCAGAGGGUGAAAUGAGCAAGCUUCAAAAGUCUAACCGAUUUGAAGUCUUGGGUAAAGCCAAGGAGGGUUUCCGGGGUGCCGCGGAUGCAGAGGAACGAAGUGGACCUGUCCAAUUCGAGAAAGAUUCAGGUGACCCAUUCGGAAUUGAUAACAUGAUUGCGGACGUGACAGGAAGUGGGGGAGCAGGCCAGAAGCGCUACGGAAUCCAGGAAGCGGAGCCUGACACCCGGGGAUCGAAGCGCGCGAGGGUUGAUGAGGAUGAUUGA